UGAUGGUUAUAUGCCUGGUCCGACAGUUUGAAAAUCGAGAGGGAAACAAACGUUGCGAGAAUAAAAUGGAUUACAAUCUAGCGGCGCUAAAACUGCUCGCCGUGCAUCUCAGGUCGGCCCGCCGUGCGCCGUCGCAGAACGCCUACGCCCUCGGCGGGAUUCUUUUCCAGCGCGCUUGGCUCCAGGGUGUUCUUGUCUCCACACCUUCCGCCGAUGGUGAUGAGAGCGGUCGAUUUAUCCUCGACGACGGAACCGCCACUAUUGAGCUGUCCUUGACCAGCGAUUUUCGCAGGCAGCGCUGGGAAGCAGGAAUGUACUUGAUGGUCGUUGGAUUUUAUUCGGACCGUGAAGGGGAUCUCCCUGUGAUUAAGGCACACAAACUUAUUAAUCUUUCCGCAUUUCCAGAUAGGGAAUCGAUGUGGUAUCUUGAAGUCAUGGAAGCCUUCAAACUUUUCUACCAACCCCUCUUGGAAGAAUGACGAAGAAGUGUAGCAGGCAAGAAUCUGUUGUAUAUUGAAUUGUUUUGUUGGGUGCUAAAUACAUGCUGCUGUGAUUUACUGUCAUGGUCUAAGUGCAGUUGCAUAGUAUCUGAUUUGCUAAAUAUAUUGUGGAAGUCAGUGACUGUUUACUUUAUGCAUUGAAGCGCAUAAUGAUCAUAUAUGGCUGAUGCAAACUGAAAGGAACAUUAGCAGGAACUUCCCCUCUUAAGCUUUCUGCGAAAUUUGAAGAAUCAACCAUAUGCUUGAAUACUUCUUUCAAAAACU
Messenger RNA from Andrographis paniculata, 764 nucleotides. RefSeq lists its product as uncharacterized. Gene Ontology annotation, biological process: maintenance of rDNA; negative regulation of double-strand break repair via homologous recombination; regulation of sister chromatid segregation. Lineage: Eukaryota; Viridiplantae; Streptophyta; Magnoliopsida; Lamiales; Acanthaceae. Gene Ontology annotation, cellular component: nuclear speck; cytosol. The coding region runs from base 3 to 479 and encodes 158 amino acids. The transcript has 4 exons. The record is from RefSeq and is a predicted model, not a curated record.